UGAUGGACGGUGUUGAAGUUGACUUGGGGAGUUUGUCUUGUGCAGACGUGAGACCCAUAUUUCAAGAAGAAACAAAACAAGAACUAGAAGAACGUAUUCGACGUUCUGUAGAGUUUCUUGUUCAUGGCCUUUUCACUUUACCUGAACAAAGCUCGGAGCGGAAGAGUCAAAGGGAGUUACCCGAACCAUUUUCAGUAAUUCCACGUGCCAAGCCGAUCCCUAAAGAAAAGCCUCUGACAAAGUGGGAACAGUUUGCAAAGAUUCGAGGAAUACGAAAGAGGAAGAGAGAUAAAUUUGCCUGGGAUGAGGGUCGUGCAGAAUUUCGUCCGAUUCACGGUUACCGCAGCAUCAAUGAUGGAAGUAAUCAGGUGAUAUUGCCUCAUGACCCUUCGUUGGAACCUGGAGAGUCUCCAUUUGAUCUAUUAAAGGAAGGUAAAAGGAAAAGAAUCGCAUCUAAUCGUAAGAAUCAGGAACGCAACAAGAGAAGUUUGUCCAAAAAUCAACUGCCUACACACGCGUUAAGAGCAGAUAAACGUAGUUCCAAGAGUUUAGAAAGGUCGGCCAAAAUUGUAUCCAUUUCCAACCGGUCACUCGGGAAACAUGAGGAGGGAAAGAAAUCAAAGCAGAAACUUUCCUCUACAAAAAGAUCCCUGAAAAAAAGUAUCAUUCCAAAUGGUGUUGAACGAGAAAGAACUUUCCAAGCAGUGAAUGAUGUUCUUAAAAACUUUUAAGUAUUUUGCAUUGUUAAUGGCAUUA
This is a messenger RNA of Galdieria sulphuraria, 756 nucleotides long. Its product is annotated as ribosome biogenesis regulatory protein (RRS1) family protein. The record is from RefSeq and is a predicted model, not a curated record. The transcript has 2 exons. Gene Ontology annotation, biological process: ribosome biogenesis; endonucleolytic cleavage in ITS1 to separate SSU-rRNA from 5.8S rRNA and LSU-rRNA from tricistronic rRNA transcript (SSU-rRNA, 5.8S rRNA, LSU-rRNA); ribosomal large subunit biogenesis. Gene Ontology annotation, cellular component: nucleolus; preribosome, large subunit precursor; nucleus. NCBI's taxonomy places the organism in Eukaryota, Rhodophyta, Bangiophyceae, Galdieriales, Galdieriaceae. The coding region runs from base 3 to 731 and encodes 242 amino acids. Gene Ontology annotation, molecular function: protein binding.